Messenger RNA from Purpureocillium lilacinum, 1137 nucleotides. RefSeq lists its product as uncharacterized. Gene Ontology annotation, molecular function: choline kinase activity; ethanolamine kinase activity. NCBI's taxonomy places the organism in Eukaryota, Fungi, Ascomycota, Sordariomycetes, Hypocreales, Ophiocordycipitaceae. The record is from RefSeq and is a predicted model, not a curated record. Gene Ontology annotation, cellular component: cytoplasm. Gene Ontology annotation, biological process: phosphatidylcholine biosynthetic process; phosphatidylethanolamine biosynthetic process.
AUGGCCACAUUAACCUCUGUUCCCGUUACUCUUCCCGAGGACAAAGUUCCCUCCAAGCAGAUGGUCAGAGACAUCAUCGGCACAUUCCUGACAAACGAAUGGCCAACCGUGGACCCCGAGACUCUCACAAUAAAAUAUCACGCAUCGUUCGCCAAUGCCCAUUGCCCUGUCGAGCGGCCGCGCCCGACGAAGAGUACCCCCCUCGAGCCGUUGAAGGUCUUUAUCAAAUUCCACAACGAGGGCGGGUCAGACUUUGAAGUGUUUCGGCAUCUGGCUCCGAGCAAAGCCGACGAAGCAACUCUCUGCUACGAGUACGGCCGGUCCGGCCUGGGAGCCCAAGUCCACGGCUUCUUCAAAACUCAGGAUGGCACAUUGGGAAGGAUCGACGAAUUUCUCGAAGCGCGAACGCUGGAACCAGACGAUGUUGAGAAUGUCGACAUUCGUGCAGACAUCGCCAGAGGACUGGCAACAUUUCACAGCUUGCAGGCUUCACUGCAAAAGAAGAGCGUGAACGAUUACUACGAAGCAGUCAUCAAAGGCCUCGAAACGUACCAAGGGAAGGAAAGUUUGAAAGCGCUUGGCCACGAGGGAGGAGUCAAUAUCGACGAACUGGUUGACUACAACUUUGCAACGAGGCUAAGCAAAGUAGUCGACAAGCUGGAAUCCAUUGGAGCGAAAACAGGCUGGUGCAUCCACGAUGUGCAGUUCAUGAACGUCCUGGUCAAAAACACUCCCAAGCAAGGCGAGAGCAGAAUCGUCCUCAUUGACUUUGAGUUUGUGAUGCACAACUACCGAGCGUUCGACAUUGGAGGACAUUAUAUGCAAAAGCUGUUCAAAUGGUUCGACGAGGACAACAAGAUCGCGAAUUGCAGGCCGUACACGGACGAGGAGAAGCGACACUUUUGCAGCGAGUAUGCGCAAAAGUGGAAUGAGCUGACGGGGGACUCGGACACUGCGGAACAGGUGUAUCUGGAGGCCGAGUACGGAUACAUGUUGGCCAUCACCUUUGAUGUCCACAACAUGCUGUGCUUUAUGGACGAACAGGGAGAUAAAGAUCCGUUGAAUCUGUUGGGCCUGAUCAAGCUGUUUCACGAGUUUGUCAAUCAGUACCAGAAAUUCGGGCUAGACAACUUUUGA